AUGUCUUUAGAUGAAGAAGCUUCAUCAUCUUCUUCUUCGUUCCAUCAACAAGCAACAACAACAAACACUUUUGUUGCUCCGACAGCCACUCAAUCCAUCUAUGAUCAAAUUAUUGCAGCGAAUACUUCACCCUAUACAAUUUAUUUCCGACAAAUGUUUAUGAGUUUUCCAUUCUUGAUGAGUUUAUUACUUUUUAUUUAUUAUUAUGCACACGUGAAUGGAAUGUUUGAUGAAGUGAGAGUUUAUAUGAGUUCUAAAUUAAGAAAUUUAACACAUGUCAUGAGGAUGUCAAGUGUAGAAGAUGAUGACUAUUAUGAUGAAAAAGAAGGAGAUGAUCAUGAGACAAAUCAAAACGAAACAAAGCAUAUUCCGUUGAGUGAAAUUUGUAAACUCUCUCCUUCACUCAAUGGAACUGCAGUCACAAAAUUGAGUGAUAAUUAUUUACAAGCUUUCAAAGAUGAUUCAGAAAAGAAGAAAAUUGUGGAAGAAGCCAAAUUGAAAAUUGAAAACACUCCUUGGGCCUUGUCAACCAUAUUCUUUGGCCCUUCUGCUUUCAAUGAAAUGUCACUUUACAGAUAUCCAAUGUUUUUCGGAUUUUCUGGAAUGGCACAGACAAUGCUUGCUAGAGUUGUGAAAGGAAAUAGAUUUUCAAGGCUGUUAGGCUUUGGAAAAUUGACAAGUGACAACAUUUCUCAUUACUACGAGAAGGAAGGUUGGAAGCAUGAAAAAGUGACCAUUUCUAGUAAUGGACAAACAUAUUAUUUUGAUGUAUUACAGAAAUCAAGCUCCAACUCUUCUGAUUGCACAUUUUCAACCCUUCUAUUGGUGCCAGAUAUUGAUGGAUGUCUGGGAGAAAAUUCUUACUAUUUAGAUUCCUUUAUUGAUCACAUAUGUGGUGCACGAAACUCUUUAAGGCUUGCUGCCUCCACUAGAUUUUCUAUUCAUCGAGUCAUUAUUUAUAACAGAGAAGGAAGAUCUCACAAUUACCCAUUGACCACUGGCUCUAAUUUCAAAUUAUUAGGUGAUGCAAACGCUCUGAGGUAUUGCAUUCAACAACUCGCAGAGAAAUACACAAUUGGCAAAGUAUCAAAUUCUCAAUUCAUUGGUGAUCAAUUGAUUGGAGUUGGAUGGGGCUUUGGUGCUAAUUUACUAUUAAGCACCAUAUCUGGUCUUUCCAAAACAAAUUACUUCUCCAUGUGCAUUUCCAUUUCAAACCCAUAUGACAUCAAAAAUUGCAUGACAAAUCACAUGACAAUCUAUCACAACACAAUUCUGAAACAGCUCAAACAAAUUGUGAAAAACAAUUGGAGCAUCUUUCAACAGCUACCACAAGCAUCAACUUUGAAUCUCGACUUUUUAAUGUCUUCAAAGAAUUUCAUAGAUUUUGACACAAAUUUCACACUCAAAAUUAAUCCAGAAGUUCAAGAUAUUCAGAAUGAUUAUUACGAUGCCUCUAGUUGUUGCCAUCAUUUAAGUGAUGAUUUAUUAUGCCCAAUUCUUCUCGUAUCUGCAAGCGAUGAUCCUUCUUGUUCUGUGUCUGUGAUGAAUAAGAAGGUCACUCCUGCUUGUAUUUAUGGAAAACAUGAGAAUAUUCUUCUUGUAAAAACAUCAAAAGGUGGAAAUCGAGCUUUCUUCACUGGUUCUUUCUUACCGAAUGGAGUGGCAUUUGACGAGAAAGUUGUAUUUGAUUUUAUGGAAGCUGUAUUGGCAUUGAGUAACAAAUAG
Messenger RNA from Naegleria fowleri, 1725 nucleotides. RefSeq lists its product as uncharacterized. The record is from RefSeq and is a predicted model, not a curated record. Gene Ontology annotation, biological process: medium-chain fatty acid catabolic process; medium-chain fatty acid biosynthetic process. Lineage: Eukaryota; Heterolobosea; Eutetramitea; Acrasida; Naegleriidae. The transcript has a single exon. Gene Ontology annotation, molecular function: acetylesterase activity; monoacylglycerol lipase activity. The coding region runs from base 1 to 1725 and encodes 574 amino acids.